Molecule: messenger RNA, 465 nt
Organism: Cylicocyclus nassatus
Lineage: Eukaryota; Metazoa; Nematoda; Chromadorea; Rhabditida; Strongylidae
Source: the annotation of a GenBank genome assembly
AUGCACUGCAUGAUCUACUUCCUCGCCGCCGCUGUUGCAGUAUUGGCUAAUGGCCAAGUGCAGAACUCUGGCUACGAAGACGCCGAGCAAGUUCAACCUGCUCCAGCUCCAGUGAGCUCCGACGGUGGAGAUCAGCAAGCCUACAACUCUGAUGCUGCUGCCCCAGUAGCUCCUCCUCCUCCACCUCCUCCACCACCACCGCCACCACCUGCACCUGUUCAGAGCUACGCAGCUUCACCAGCUCCAACUGCGUACUCCGUUCCCACCACCAGCGGCUACGCAUCCCCACCUCCACCUUCAUACGCAGCACCCGCCAGCUAUGGAACUUCCCCACCUCCAGCUUCGUACGCUACACUUGUCUCUGACAGCCCUUAUGGACCCACCAGUGAUACUCCUGUAACAGGUGGCAACGGCUACAGAAGGUACCGCGUUUUCCGCAACCGCGUUCGCAGUGCUCGUCUCUAA